CCUGACCUCUGUCUGGACAGUGCUGAUUGGCCCUGUGCUGAUCACUUGCACUCUCCCAAGAAAAAAAAAAAAACCUCUUUACCAAUACACACCAAACUGAGCAUGUGCAUGCCUAUGGUUCAGUCUAGAGAUAAGACGUGGACAUUUGAGCAAGAGGAGGGGCAAAGAAGUCAGAAUCAAACAGCCUUUUUACACUAUGCAGAGGAUUAACCCCUUAGGUUCCACAGUGAGUAUAACAAGCAUGCUUUACUGCAUAUACAGACUGAUUUUACUGCUGUGGGUUUAGUAACACUU
This is a messenger RNA of Staurois parvus, 294 nucleotides long. NCBI's taxonomy places the organism in Eukaryota, Metazoa, Chordata, Amphibia, Anura, Ranidae. The record is from the annotation of a GenBank genome assembly.